GAUGUGCAUUAGCUAAAGUAGAUAUGGUUAUUAUUCUUGAUUCUUCAACCAGUGUAGGAAGUGCUAACUACGAUAAAAUGAAAGAUUUCUGCAAAGACUUCCUCAGAAAUGCUGACCUUGAUUCCGGUAAUGUGCGUGUUGGUAUAUUAUCAUACAGUACAUCUGUUAAAGUUGAAUUCUACCUCAAUAGCUUCUCUACCUCCCAAGAAAUACUUGACGCAAUCGAUAACAUUCCUUAUCGUUAUGGCAGCACGAACACAGCUGAUAGUUUACAAAGAAUGAGAGAAGAAAUGUUUUCUGUUGGAAAUGGCGACCGUCUAGGUGUUCCAGACAUUUGUUUAAUUCUGACUGAUGGUGUAUCCAAUAUUAAUUCCAGAAGGACCAUUCCAGAGGCAGAGAAGUCCAGAGAAGCUGGUAUCCAUAUAUAUGCUAUUGGUAUUGGAUUACGAGAUACAAGGGAGUUGGAUAGAAUAGCUUCAGUACCUUCAAGUGAAAACAGCUUUAAUGUACAAAGUUUUGAUGAAUUGUCUGUUUUGAGUGAACGAGUGUUUGAAGCAUUUUGUCCAGUUGCCACAACAGAAAAACCAAGAGAAACUGGAUAUGAUUUGGUGGUUAUCCUUGAUUCUUCUGUUUCUCAAGAAUACUUUGAUUGGAUGACAACAUUUACUAAAAAUCUGGCAGAUACAAUUAGUAUAGAUAAUGAAGAAUUCAGAAUAGGUGUCUUGAGAUAUAGCACAGAUUCUAAUGUUCAAUUCAAUCUCAAGGACUAUCAAUCCAGUGGUGAUGUCAAAAAUGCUGUUGAUCAGGUCAGAUACAGAGGUGGAAUAACAAACACAGCACAAGCCAUAGAUACUGCUAGAACCCAGAUGUUCAGACCUGACCAAGGUGAUCGUGACUAUGCCAGAAACUUUAUAUUGUUGAUAACUGGUCAGGAUAAGAGUUUGAGUACAAAUGAUGCUUGGCGAGCGGCAGAGAGAGCGGAGACAGACGGAAUCCAGUUAUAUGUUGUUGGUUUAAAUGUUAACGAUCGCAUAGAACUUGAUGAGACUUCAUCUCAUCCACUAAGGACUUACCAGUAUUUGACACGGAGUGAGAGGGAACUGGCGGAAGUUCCUCCCCAGAUUUAUGCAGAUCUCUUAGGAAUGGCAAAGAACCCUCCACCCAUGAGACCAAGGCCCACUAUACCUACUGUCAGAGUAUUGUCACCCAGAUACCCUGUUAAAUAUGGAACGUCUGUGACAUUGGAUUGUGAUGUGGACUCAAAUCCCCCUCACACAAAGGUCACAUGGUACAAAGUAUCCAAUGGAGGUAGAACUGAACUGGAGAUGGAUGCUGACUACAGUGGAUCUACUGUUAAUGCACCAUCUCUCAUGAUAAACAGGGCUGACUUUAAUGACAAUGGGAAUUAUGUAUGUACCGCUGAAAAUGCUGCUGGUGUUGGUUCCAGUGAAGAGACUAGAGUUAUUGUCUCUGGGGAACCUCCAGUGGUGAAGAUAAGAGAGGAUGAGUACCUGAGUGAGUUAGGACGUGAUGUUACUCUAGAAUGUGAUGUGAUAGCAGACCCACGUGAAACAACCAUCUACUGGAGGAGAGAGGUCAGAGGGGAGAUGGUUGAUGUCGACACCACUUCCUCACGUUACUCUCGUAUAUCGCCCAGCUCACCAUCUCUGACUAUUAGAAAUUUGGAUACCUCAGAUACAGGAAUGUAUCAAUGUUUUGCUGAUAAUCCUGUUGGAACUGGACAAAGUAGACAAGCUUCUCUCAGAGUACUUUUGCCAAUCACUCUUCCAACAACUGAUAAACCAUGUGGUCAAGCUAAAGUUGAUAUUGUUAUUAUUUUGGACUCCUCAACCAGUGUGGGUGAUGCUAACUACCAGAAAAUGAAGAAUUUCUGUAAAGAUUUCUUAAAGAAUGCUGAUUUGGAUUCUGGUAAUAUACAGGUGGGAAUUGUUUCAUACAGUACUGGCGUUCAUAUUGAAUUCCAAAUGAAUGAUUUCAGCUCCUCACAAGACAUAAUGGAAGCUAUUGACGCCAUUCCAUAUAGAUAUGGAAGUACAAACACUGCUGAUGGUUUGAGAACAAUGCGUUCACAAAUGUUCACAGCUGCCAAUGGAGAUCGUGAUGGUGUGCCUAAUGUAGUACUUAUAUUAACUGAUGGUGUGUCAAAUAUAAAUUCACGAAGAACCAUUCCUGAGGCAGAGAAGGCUCGCGCAGAAGGAAUUCAUAUCUAUGCUGUUGGUAUUGGUUUAAGAGAUACCCGUGAAUUGGAUGCCAUGGCCUCUGAACCGUCCUCUGAAAACAGCUUCAAUGUACAAAGCUUUGAUGAAUUGGCAGUUUUGAGUGACCAAGUCUUCCAAGCUUUCUGUCCAGUUGCCACAACAGUAAAACCACAGGAAACUGGUUAUGAUUUGGUCAUUAUCCUUGAUUCUUCUGUUUCUCAAGAAUAUUUUGAUUGGAUGACAACAUUUACUAGAAAUCUGGCAGAUACAGUAAGUAUCGAUGAUGACGAAUUUAGAGUUGGUUUGUUGAGAUAUAGCACAGAUUCAAAUGUUCAAUUCAAUCUCAAGGACUAUCAGUCCAGUGGUGAUGUUAAAAAUGCUGUUGACCAAGUCAGAUACAGGGGUGGAAUAACAAACACAGCACAAGCCAUAGAUACUGCUAGAACCCAGAUGUUCAGACCUGACCAAGGUGAUCGUGACUAUGCCAGAAACUUUAUAUUGUUGAUAACUGGUCAGGAUAAGAGUUUGAGUACAAAUGAUGCUUGGCGAGCGGCAGAGAGAGCAGAGACAGACGGAAUCCAGUUAUAUGUUAUGGGCUUAAAUAUUAAUGAUCGUGAGGAGCUGGAUGAGACAUCUUCCCAUCCUUUAAACACCUAUCAAUAUUUAACAAGGAGUGAGAGGGAAUUGGCUGAAGUUCCUCCCCAGAUAUAUGCUGAUCUUCUUGGUAUGGGAAAAAAUCCUCCUCCAAUGAGACCAAGACCAGUGAAACCUGAAGUAGAUAUUAAACCAUACAGAAGCACUGUACUUUACGGAGGACCUGUGACAAUAGAAUGUACAGUGAAGUCUGAUAUUCCUGUCAAGGAAGUCACAUGGUAUCGUGUCCAAGGGGAUUCACGGACGCCAGUAGUAGUAGAUGGUAGGAAAUACAGUGGCUCUACAGUACGUGUGCCAUCUCUAACAAUAAACAGUGCAAAAUUUCAAGAUGAAGGUACCUACGUAUGUACUGCAAAGAAUGCUGCUGGUGUUGGAUCAAGUACUAAUGGUGAUGUUGAUGUUACUGGAGCGAUUCCUGUUAUCACAGUUCCAAAGAGAGAAUAUACAGGAGAUUUGGGUACAGAGGUUACUCUAGAAUGUGAUGUUGUGGCCAAUCCACCUGAAACAAUUGUCAACUGGAGGAGAGAGGACAGAGGAGAGAUGGUUGAUGUUGACACCAGGACCUCUCGUUACUCUCGUGUCUCUCCCAGCUCACCAUCUCUGACUAUCACAAAUUUGGAUACCUCAGAUACAGGAAUGUAUCAGUGUUUUGCUGAUAAUCCUGUUGGAACUGGACAAAGUCAACAAACUUCUCUCAGAGUUCUGUUGCCAAUCACUCUUCCAACAACUGAUAAACCAUGUGGUCAAGCCAAAGUUGAUAUUGUUAUUAUUUUGGACUCCUCAACCAGUGUGGGUGAUGCUAAUUACCAGAAAAUGAAGAAUUUCUGUAAAGAUUUCUUGAAGAAUGCUGAUUUAGAUUCUGGUAAUAUACAGGUGGGAAUUGUUUCAUACAGUACUGGUGUUCAUAUUGAAUUCCAAAUGAAUGAUUUCAGCUCCUCACAAGACAUAAUGGAAGCUAUUGACGCCAUUCCAUAUAGAUAUGGAAGUACAAACACUGCUGAUGGUUUGAGAACAAUGCGUUCACAAAUGUUCACGGCUGCCAAUGGGGAUCGUGAUGGUGUGCCUAAUGUGGUACUUAUAUUAACUGAUGGUGUGUCAAAUAUAAAUUCAAGAAGAACCAUUCCUGAGGCAGAGAAGGCUCGUGCAGAAGGAAUUCAUAUCUAUGCUGUUGGUAUUGGUUUAAGAGAUACCCGUGAAUUGGAUGCCAUGGCCUCUGAACCUUCCUCAGAAAACAGCUUCAAUGUACAAAGCUUUGAUGAAUUAGCAGUUUUGAGUGACCAAGUCUUCCAAGCUUUCUGUCCAGUUGCCACGACAGAAAAACCACAGGAAACUGGUUAUGAUUUGGUCGUUAUACUUGAUUCUUCUGUUUCUCAAGAAUAUUUUGAUUGGAUGACAACAUUUACUAGAAAUCUAGCAGAUACAGUUAGUAUUGAUGAUGAAGAAUUCAGAGUUGGUUUGUUGAGAUAUAGCACAGAUUCAAAUGUUCAAUUCAAUCUCAAGGACUAUCAGUCCAGCGGUGAUGUCAAAAAUGCAGUUGAUCAGGUCAGAUACAGAGGUGGAAUAACAAACACAGCACAAGCCAUAGAUACUGCUAGAACCCAGAUGUUCAGACCUGACCAAGGUGAUCGUGACUAUGCCAGAAACUUUAUAUUGUUGAUAACUGGUCAGGAUAAGAGUUUGAGUACAAACGAUGCUUGGCGAGCAGCAGAGAGAGCAGAGACAGACGGAAUCCAGUUAUAUGUUAUGGGCUUGAAUAUUAAUGAUCGUGAGGAGCUGGAUGAGACGUCUUCUCAUCCUUUGAACACCUACCAAUAUUUAACAAGGAGUGAGAGAGAACUAGCUGAGGUUCCUCCCCAGAUUUAUGCUGAUCUUCUUGGUAUGGGAAAAAAUCCUCCUCCAAUGAGACCCAGACCAGUGAAACCUGAUGUAGGCAUUAAACCAUACAGAAGCACUGUACUUUAUGGAGGACCAGUGACAAUAGAAUGUACUGUGAAGUCUGAUAUACCUGUCAAGGAAGUCACAUGGUAUCGAGUGCAAGGAGAUUCAAGGACACCAGUUGUAGUAGAUGGUAGAAAAUACAGUGGUUCUUCAGUACGUGUGCCCUCUCUUACAAUAAACAGUGCAAACUUUAAAGAUGAAGGUACCUACGUAUGUACUGCAGAGAAUGCUGCUGGUGUUGGAUCCAGUACUAAUGGUGAUGUUGAUGUUACUGGAGCACUUCCUGUUGUCACAGUUCCAAAGAGAGAAUACACUGGAGAUAUGGGUACAGAGGUUACUCUAGAAUGUGAUGUUGUGGCAAAUCCACCUGAAACCACUGUCUACUGGAGGAGAGAGGACAGAGGAGAGAUGGUUGAUGUUGACACCACUUCAUCACGUUACUCUCGUGUCUCACCCAUCUCACCAUCUCUGACCCUCACAAAUUUGGAUACUUCAGAUACAGGAAUGUAUCAGUGUUAUGCUGAUAAUCCAGUAGGAACUGCACAAAGUCAACAGACUUCUCUCAGAGUUCUUUUACCAAUCACUCUUCCAACAACUGAUAAACCAUGUGGUCAAGCCAAAGUUGAUAUUGUCAUUAUUUUGGACUCCUCAACCAGUGUGGGUGAUGCUAACUAUCAGAAAAUGAAGAAUUUCUGUAAAGAUUUCUUAAAGAAUGCUGAUUUAGAUUCUGGUAAUAUCCAAGUUGGAAUUGUUUCAUACAGUACUGGUGUCCAUAUUGAAUUCCAAAUGAAUGACUUCAGUAGCUCACAAGACAUAAUGGAAGCUAUUGAUGCCAUUCCAUAUAGAUAUGGAAGUACAAACACAGCUGAUGGUUUGAGAACUAUGCGUUCACAAAUGUUCACAACUGCCAAUGGGGAUCGUGAUGGUGUGCCUAAUGUAGUACUUAUAUUAACUGAUGGUGUGUCAAAUAUAAAUUCAAGAAGAACCAUUCCUGAGGCAGAGAAGGCUCGUGCAGAAGGAAUUCAUAUCUAUGCUGUUGGUAUUGGUUUAAGAGAUACCCGUGAAUUGGAUGCCAUGGCCUCUGAACCGUCCUCAGAAAACAGCUUCAAUGUACAAAGCUUUGAUGAAUUGGCAGUUUUGAGUGACCAAGUCUUCCAAGCUUUCUGUCCAGUUGCCACAACUGUAAAACCACAGGAAACUGGUUAUGAUUUGGUUGUUAUCCUUGAUUCUUCUGUUUCGCAAGAAUAUUUUGAUUGGAUGACAACAUUUACUAAAAAUCUCGCUGAUACAGUUAGUAUCGAUGAUGAAGAAUUUAGAGUUGGUUUGUUGAGAUAUAGCACAGAUUCUAAUGUUCAGUUCAAUCUCAAGGACUAUCAAUCCAGCAGUGAUGUACAAAAUGCUGUUGACCAGGUCAGAUACAGGGGUGGAAUAACAAACACAGCACAAGCCAUAGAUACUGCUAGAACCCAGAUGUUCAGACCUGACCAAGGUGAUCGUGACUAUGCCAGAAACUUUAUAUUGUUGAUAACUGGUCAAGAUAAGAGUUUGAGUACAAAUGAUGCUUGGCGAGCGGCAGAGAGAGCAGAGACAGACGGAAUCCAGUUAUAUGUUAUGGGAUUGAAUAUUAAUGAUCGUGAGGAGCUGGAUGAGACCUCUUCCCAUCCUUUGAACACCUAUCAAUAUUUAACAAGGAGUGAGAGAGAACUAGCUGAAGUUCCUCCCCAGAUAUAUGCUGAUCUUCUUGGUAUGGGAAAAAAUCCUCCUCCAAUGAGACCAAGACCAGUGAAACCUGAUGUAGAUAUUAAACCAUACAGAAGCACUGUACUUUAUGGAGGACCUGUGACAAUAGAAUGUACAGUGAAGUCUGAUAUACCUGUCAAGAAAGUCACAUGGUAUCGUGUCCAAGGUGAUUCAAGGACACCAGUAGUAGUAGAUGGUAGAAAAUAUAGUGGUUCUACAGUACGUGUGCCCUCUCUUACAAUAGAUAGUGCAAACUUUCAAGAUGAAGGUUCCUAUGUGUGUACUGCAGAGAACGCUGCUGGUGUUGGAUCCAGUACUAAUGGUGAUGUUGAUGUUACUGGAGCACUUCCUGUUGUCACAGUUCCAAAGAGAGAAUACACUGGAGAUUUGGGUACAGAGGUUACUCUAGAAUGUGAUGUUGUGGCUAAUCCAUCUGAAACAACCUUGUACUGGAGGAGAGAGGACAGAGGAGAGAUGGUUGAUGUUGACACCAGGUCCUCUCGUUACUCUCGUGUCUCUCCCAGCUCACCAUCUCUGACUAUUAGAAAUUUGGAUACUUCAGAUACAGGAAUGUAUCAAUGUUUUGCUGAUAAUCCUGUUGGAACUGCACAAAGUCAACAAACUUCUCUCAGAGUUAUUUUACCAAUAACUCUUCCAACAACUGAUAAACCAUGUGGUCAAGCCAAAGUUGAUAUUGUUAUUAUUUUGGACUCUUCAACCAGUGUGGGUGAUGCUAACUACCAGAAAAUGAAGAAUUUCUGUAAAGAUUUCUUAAAGAAUGCUGAUUUAGAUUCCGGUAAUAUACAGGCUGGAAUUGUUUCAUAUAGUACUGGUGUCCAUAUUGAAUUCCAAAUGAAUGACUACAGUAGCUCACAAGACAUAAUGGAAGCUAUUGAUGCCAUUCCAUAUAGAUAUGGAAGUACAAACACUGCAGAUGGUUUGAGAACAAUGCGUUCACAAAUGUUCACGGCUUCCAAUGGGGAUCGUGAUGGUGUGCCUAAUGUAGUACUUAUAUUAACUGAUGGUGUGUCAAAUAUAAAUUCACGAAGAACCAUUCCUGAGGCAGAGCAGGCUCGUGCAGAAGGAAUUCAUAUCUAUGCUGUUGGUAUUGGUUUAAGAGAUACCCGUGAAUUGGAUGCCAUGGCCUCUGAACCAGCUUCGGAAAACAGUUUCAAUGUACAAAGCUUUGAUGAAUUAGCAGUUUUGAGUGACCAAGUCUUCCAAGCCUUCUGUCCAGUUGCCACAACAGUAAAACCACAGGAAACUGGUUAUGAUUUGGUCGUUAUCCUUGAUUCUUCUGUUUCUCAAGAAUAUUUUGAUUGGAUGACAACAUUUACCAGAAAUCUCGCAGAUACAGUUAGUAUUGAUGAUGAAGAAUUUAGAGUUGGUUUGUUGAGAUAUAGCACAGAUUCAAAUGUUCAAUUCAAUCUCAAGGACUAUCAGUCUAGUGGUGAUGUCAAAAAUGCUGUGGACCAGGUCAGAUACAGAGGUGGAAUAACAAACACAGCACAAGCCAUUGAUACUGCUAGAACCCAGAUGUUCAGACCUGACCAAGGUGAUCGUGAUUAUGCCAGAAACUUUAUAUUGUUGAUAACUGGUCAGGAUAAGAGUUUGAGCACAAAUGAUGCUUGGCGAGCGGCAGAGAGAGCAGAGACAGACGGAAUCCAGUUAUAUGUUAUGGGCUUGAAUAUUACUGAUCGAGAGGAACUGGAUGAGACCUCUUCCCAUCCUUUGAGCACCUAUCAAUAUUUAACAAGGAGUGAGAGGGAACUGGCUGAAGUUCCUCCACAGAUUUAUGCUGAUCUUCUUGGUAUGGCAAAGAAUCCACCUCCAAUGAGACCAAGACCAGUGAAACCUGAUGUAGAUAUUAAACCAUACAGAAGCACUGUACUUUAUGGAGGACCUGUGACAAUACAGUGUACAGUAAGUUCUGACAUACCUGUCAAGGAGGUCACAUGGUAUCGUGUCCAAGGUGAUUCAAGGACACCAGUUGUAGUAGAUGGUAGAAAAUACAGUGGUUCUACAGUACGUGUGCCCUCUCUUACAAUAAACAGUGCAAACUUUCAAGAUGAAGGUACAUAUGUUUGUACUGCAGAGAAUGCUGCUGGUGUUGGAUCCAGUACUAAUGGUGAUGUUGAUGUAACUGGAGCUGUUCCUGUUGUGACAGUUCCAAGGAGAGAAUACAGCAGAGAUUUGGGUAGAGAGGUUACUCUUGAAUGUGACGUUGUGGCUAAUCCACCUGAAACGACUGUCUACUGGAGGAGAGAGGACAGAGGAGAGAUGGUUGAUGUUGACACCAGGUCCUCUCGUUACUCUCGUGUCUCUCCCAGCUCACCAUCUCUGACUAUCACAAAUUUGGAUACUUCAGAUACAGGAAUGUAUCAAUGUUUUGCUGAUAAUCCUGUUGGAACUGGACAAAGUCAACAGACUUCUCUCAGAGUACUUUUGCCAAUCACUAUUCCUGCAACUGCAAAGCCUUGUGGUCAGGCUAAAGUUGAUAUUGUGAUCAUAUUGGACUCCUCUACCAGUGUUGGUGAUGACAAUUACCAGAAAAUGAAGAAUUUCUGUAAGGAUUUCUUAAAGAAUGCUGAUUUGGAUUCAGGCAAUAUUCGUGCAGGAAUUGUGUCCUACAGUACUGGUGUCCAUGUUGAAUUCCAGAUGAAUGACUACAGCUCCUCACAAGACAUAAUGGAAGCUAUAGAUGCCAUUCCAUAUAGAUAUGGAAGUACAAACACUGCUGAUGGUUUGAGAACAGUGCGUUCAGAAAUGUUCACGGCUGCCAAUGGAGAUCGCGAUGGUGUGCCUAAUGUAGUACUUAUAUUAACUGAUGGUGUGUCAAAUAUAAACUCAAGAAGAACCAUUCCUGAAGCAGAGCAGGCUCGUGCUGCAGGAAUUCAUAUAUAUGCUGUUGGUAUUGGUUUAAGGGACACCCGGGAGUUGGAUGCCAUGGCCUCUGAACCAGCCUCAGAAAACAGCUUCAAUGUACAAAGCUUUGAUGAAUUGGCAGUUUUGAGUGACCAAGUCUUCCAAGCUUUCUGUCCAGGAGCGACAACUGCAGUGCCACUUCCCAGUGGUUAUGACAUUGUUAUUGCAAUGGAUUCAUCAGUCCAACAAGAUCAGUUUGAUGGAUGGAUGAAAAAUUAUGCCAAGAGCUUUGUCAACCAAAUUAGUCUUGAUGACGACGAAUAUCGGUUAGGCCUGGUACGGUUUGAUUCUAAUGCUGAUGUGCAGUUCAAUUUGAAAGAUUAUGGAACAAAACAGGAUGUGUUGAAUGCUGUUGACAAUGUUCAGUACAAGGCUGGUGGAACAACUAAUGUGGCCGGAGCUUUUGAUGUAGUCAGAAAGAGGAUGUUUAAAAACGAUAAGGGUGAUCGUGACUUUGCCCGUAAUUAUAUAUUAUUGCUGACCGGCAAUGAAAGAAGUGAUGACACUAACGAAGCUUGGGCUGCUGCUGAACGAGCGGAGGAUGAUGGGAUUGGAAUUUACGUUGUUGGUGUUGGCAUUAACGACAGAACUGAAUUGGAUGAGACCUCUUCACAUCCACUCGACACAUUCCAGUAUGUUGUUGGAGAUGAGAGAGAAUUGCAAGAUGUUCCUGUUAAGAUAGAAGAUGCUGUCAAAGGCUUACCUCAGGUAGCUCCUCCAAUGAGACCAAGACCAAGACUGAGAGACACUACAACUCCAGCUUCAGAUUGUGGCCUGUCUAAGACUGAUUUGGUGAUUGUAUUGGAUGCUUCUACAAGUGUGGGAGAGGAUAAUUUUAAAAAGAUGCUAGAGUUCUGUAAAGAUUUCUUGGCCAAUGCUGAUAUCGACUCUGGCAAUGUCCAUGCUGGAAUCUUAAGUUACAGUACCAGUGUCAAGAUAGAGUUCCAGAUUGGUGCCCAUACAACAACUGCAGAUAUCAGAAAUGCAAUUGAUGGAAUUAAAUAUGCGUACGGCAGUACCAACACUGCUGAUGCUAUUGAAACAAUGGCUUCAAAAAUGUUUGGUACAUCAGCAGAUCGUUCAGAUGCUCCCAACAUUGGUAUAAUUGUGACUGAUGGUGUGUCUAAUAUAAACUCUAGAAGGACCAUUCCCGAAGCUGAGGAGGCUAGAAGAAAAGGAAUUCAUAUUUACUCUAUUGGUAUUGGGUUGACAGACACUAAAGAGGUCUUUGCUAUAGCCACACCACCACAUGAGGAGAACAGCUUUAAUGUACAGAGUUUUGAUGAAUUACGUGGACUCGAUCAGAAGAUUUUCUCCUCAAUUUGCCCAGGCAGGUCUACUGCUGCUGCUCUUACUACAACAAAAGUAACACCUAGACCAGAGAGAGUUACUACUGCUGUCCCAAUCAACAUAUUUCCAACAACUGAGGGAUGUGGUCUGGCUAAGGUUGACUUAGUUAUAAUCCUGGAUUCCUCCACCAGUGUGGGAGAAGGAAAUUACGACAAGAUGCUACAAUUCACCAAAGAUCUCCUGGCUAACUCUGAUAUCGAUAAUGGAAAUGUACGCGUUGGAGUGGUCAGUUAUAGUACAGCAGUCUCGGUACAUUUCCAGUUGAAAGAUUAUAGAACCAAAAAUGAUGUAUUUAAUGCUAUUGACAAAAUCAAUUAUAUAUAUGGUAGCACAAAUACAGCCGAUGCUAUCCGUUCGAUGCGAGCCGAUAUGUUCACUGUAGGAAAUGGGGAUAGAUCAGAUGUGAAGAACAUCGGUAUAAUUAUCACUGAUGGUGUUUCCAAUAUCAAUUCACGAAGGACAAUACCUGAAGCAGAGAAAGCAAGAGAUGAGGGAAUUCAAAUCUAUGCCAUUGGUAUUGGUUUGUCUGAUGUAAGGGAGUUGAAUGCUAUGGCUUCUGUACCAGCUAAAGAUAAUACAUUCAAUGUCAAGAGCUUUGAUGAAUUGAAAGGUCUUGACCAGAAAAUAUUCUCAUCAAUAUGUCCAGGGGAUUUACCAACAAGACGACCAAGAACUACUCCUAGCCCUACAACAACUACAGGGGUUCCACGACCAAGACCACCAAGAACUACUCCUAGCACUACAACAAGAGGGGUUCCACGACCAAGACUACCAAGAACUACUCCUAGCACUACAACAAGAGGGGUUCCACGACCAAGACCACCAAGAACUACUCCUAGCACUACAACAAGAGGGGUUCCACGACCAAGACCACCAAGAACUACUCCUAGCACUACAACAAGAGGGGUUCCACGACCAAGACCACCAAGAACUACACCUAGCCCAACAAUAACUACAGAAGCCAUAACUAGACCCGUGGUUACAAUACCAACAACCACUGAAGCACCCCAUGGAUACGAUUUGGUUGUUGUCAUGGAUUCUUCUGUGUCGCAGCAACAUUUUGGAUGGUUUAAGAAUUUCGCCAAAACUUUACCAGACCAACUGGAUGUUGAUGGGGGAGAAUAUAGAAUUGGACUGAUGCGGUACAGUACAACAGGUGACGUCCAGUUCAAUCUACAAACUUAUGCCAAUAACGGCGCUGGAUUUAAACGUGCGGUAGACAGGGUGUCAUACAGAGGAGGGGAGACCAAUACAGAUAAGGCCAUUGAUAAAGCCAGAAAACUUAUGUUUAAAAAGAGACGGGGUGAUAGAGACUAUGCCAGGAACUUUAUCUUGUUGUUGACAGAUAAUGACAAGAGUGCAGAUACCAACAGAGUCUGGGAAGCAGCUGAGAAGGCAGAAGAUGAAGAAAUCUUUAUCUACACUGUUGGACUGGACAUUGGAGACCGUACAGAGAUUGAUGAGACGUCAUCACAUCCACUCAGCACUUACGAAUAUUUGGUUAGAAGGGAGAGUGAUUUGUAUGAACUUCCAGGUCAACUCAAAUAUGCAUUAAGAGAUGAACCAUUGAAAGCUCCACCAAUGAGGCGACGUCCUCGGCUGACUACAACAACAACAACAACAACGACAACCACAACUCCUCGACCAACGACAACACCAAAAAGAGACUCUGGAUAUGAUUUAGUUAUUGUCCUUGACUCAUCAGUUAAACCAGAACAUUUCCGCUGGAUGAAGAGUUUUAGUAAAGCUUUAUCCCGACAACUCAGUGUUGAUAAUGGUGAAACUAGAAUUGGUGUAAUGAGAUAUAGCACAUAUGCUGAUAGACAGUUUGAUCUGAAUCGAUAUACCACCAGUGAUGAUCUUGUGAGGGGUAUUGACAGGAUAUCCUACCGUCCUGGAUCCACCAACACAGCAAAAGCCUUAGAUACUGUAAGAACAAGCAUGUUAAGAUCUUCUAAGGGAGACAGAGACUAUGCUAGGAACUUUGUGUUGUUGUUGACGGGACAGGACAAGAGCUUGAGCACUAACAAUGCAUGGAGAGCUGCUGAAAGGCUUGAAGACACUGGUGCUGGUCUUUAUGUGAUUGGUUUAGACAUACAAGAUGAAACAGAGUUGGAUGAGCUAGCAUCACAUCCACUAUCUACGUACCAGUUCUUAACCAGGAGUCAGUCAGAACUACUAGAACUCCCAGGACAGAUAGACUCUGGAUUGAAAGGAAUGUCUAAAAUUCCAAACUGGCCACCAUUCAGGCGAAGACCAUAUAUUACAACUACGUUACCCCCUACAACAACAUACCGACCACGCCCACCAGGAUCAUGUACUUCAGAAGCAGAUGUGAUUUUUGUCCUGGAUUCAUCUGGUAGUGUUGGGCAGUAUAACUUUUAUAAUGUUCUCAAUUUUACCAACAAUGUUGUGAAUGAUCUGGAAAUUGACAGCGGUAACUUCAGGGUGGGAGCUGUCACUUUUAGUGAUAAUGCAAGACAAGAAUUUUACCUGAACUCUUAUAACAAAAGACAAGACAUAGAGAGAGCUCUGUCUAGGAUUCGUUACGUCUAUGGUUCGACUCAUACAGCUGCUGCUCUACGAAUGGUCAGAGAGACAAUGCUGACAACAACACAUGGAGACAGACCUGGAGUACCAAAUGUGGUUGUUAUAGUAACAGAUGGAGAAUCCAAUAUCCGGCACACUGAGACUUUACCAGAAGCUAAAUUACUGAAAAACAUGGGUGCAACCUUGAUCACUGUAGCUGUUGGCUUUGAUCAAAUGACUCCAGAGUUGACUGGAUUGACAUCUGAGCCUGUGCAAGAUAAUUUGAUACAAGUCACAAAUUAUGAUGCACUUUCACAGUUGAGAGAAAAACUGGUGGAGCCUUUAUGCAAAGAUAUUAAUUUAUGUAGUAAGAAUCCUUGUAAGAACAAUGCUGAGUGUAUUGAUGGCUUGAGGAGUUAUAGGUGUAACUGUCCUGAUGGAUACUUUGGUGCAAAUUGUGAAAAGGCCUGCUCUGGACAAGCUGAUGUUGUAUUCAUGUUGGACUCUUCCACCGCUGUAGGCCGUCCUACUUUCGAAAGAAUGAAAAGGUAUUCUGAAACCCUCGUCACUGAGAUGAAUGUAGAAGACUGUGGCGUUAGGGUAGGAUUCAUGAAGUACAGUUCUGCACCAAUGAUCCAGUUCAAUAUGAACCGAUACACUGAUACCGAUACAAUCAACCGGGCGGUGGAUAGUAUCCAUUACACCAGUGGACGUGCAAACAUGGCUGACGCUUUCAGAGAAGUUAGAACAAGGAUGUUUAACAACGCAGGGGAUCGUGCAGAUGUCAAAAAUGUUGUUUUCUUACUGUCAGAUGGGUCGACAGACAUUAAAAAAGAGGAUACAAUGAUGGAAGCGGAAAUGACAAUAAAUGCUGGCAUUAGUAUUAUUCCAAUUGGUGUACAACUUAGACACAGGGAAGAGCUAGAAAAUAUUGCUACUGCUCAAGGUGUUAAUGUUGAAGUUAUCAACGAUGACAAUGAUCUUCUGGGUCUGAGUGAUCAGGUUCUAAGACCAGUCAUGGAGUUAAAAGAUUAUUGUGAUGGAAACCCAUGUGAACAUGGAGGUAGUUGCCAAAGUGAUGCCCUGGGUUACAGAUGUGACUGUGUUCCUGGAUACACAGGAGAGAAUUGUAACAGAAGGUGUCAAGCCAGGGCUGAUAUUGUAUUUGCUGUCGAUACUUCAAGAUAUGUAUCCAAACCACAGCUACGUCAAGUGAGAAGGUUUAUCAAAUCUAUGGUCAAGAGGAUGUCAUUCAAGAGCAGGAUGAAUGCUGGAAUUGUACAAUUUGGACGUGCUUCUGAUGUUAAAUUAACGUUCAGGGAAAGUCUCAAGAAGAGGAAUGUGCUUAAUGCUGUAUCAUCUAUCAGGAGAAUGCCAGGUAAUCCCAAUCCAGCAGAAGCCUUACGUAAGUCUAGGAUCAGUGUAUUGAACGGUGGUGGAGAACGUGGUGAUGUUCCUAACAUAGUUGUCCUGAUAACAACUAGCACUAGACAAGAAGAUGAGGUCAUUGAAGAGGCAAAUAAGCUGAAACAGAAAGGAACAAAAGUUAUUGUUGUUGGAAUUGGGUUGUCAGCAUCAGACGAAGAAUUUAUGAUGGCAGCAGUUAGCUCCCCUGUUAGCAAAUAUUUGUACCAGUCCAAAGAUGUUAAUGGAUUAACUGACAUUUCUGACAACAUUAUGGCUUAUCUUUGUAAUGAGAAAGAUAUGUGUGCGACAAAUCCAUGUCAAAAUGGUGGCUAUUGUGUUAGUGAACGCAAUAGUUACUUUUGUGAAUGCAGAGAAGGUUUUGCUGGACAGAACUGUGAUCAAGCUUGUGACGCUAAGGCAGAUGUUGCCUUCCUCAUUGAUUCCUCUGGUAGCAUCGGUCAACAUAACUUCCGACUGGUCAAAGACUUUAUUUACAGAGUCGUAGAGGAACUGACCAUUGGGAAGCGACACACACGUAUAGGAUUGGUCUCAUACAGUACAUCGGCCAGAAUGGGAUUCCAUCUCGAUGAUUAUAUUACUAAAUCUGGUGUAGAAGAUGCUAUUUCCAGUGUUGGUUAUGUUUAUGGUAACACAAACACAGCUGCUGGAAUAAAGAUGGUGAGACGAAGUGUAUUUAACCCAUCUAGAGGUGACCGACCUGAUGCACAAAAUUUCUUGAUAAUAAUAACUGAUGGUGUAUCUAAUGUAAAGGCAGAGAGCACAAUACCUGAGGCCCAGAAAGCCAAAGAGGAAGGAGUACAUGUUAUAACUAUUGGUGUCGGAACUUUUGAUCGUGCAGAGUUACGAGCUAUGGCCAGUGAACCAACUGAUAAUAAUGUGAAAAUAAUUGAUGACUUCAAUGCAUUGGCUAGUUUGACAACUGACUUGGUUAAAGCCACUUGUAGAGAUGAAUCAAUAUGUAAUGAGAAUCCUUGUUUGAAUGGAGGUGUCUGCAGUGUUGGGGUCAAUACAUUUCAAUGUAAAUGUCCAACAGGAUACUCAGGCCAUAGGUGUGAGAAAGCCUGUAUAGACAGAAAGGAUAUUGUGUUUGUACUGGAUUCAUCAUCGAGUGUCGGCAAAGAUAAUUUCCAAUAUAUGUUAGAUUUCGUGAGAGCAUUAGUAGAAGAAAUUGGUGGCACUUCAAACGAACACAGGUUUGCCCUUAUAACAUACAGUACAAGAGUCAACCUGGUUUUCAGCCUGGGAAGAUAUUCUAAUGGUAAUGUAGCUAAGGUAAUUUCUACAACACGUUAUAAAGCCGGCUCAACAAAUACUGCUGGAGGUCUACGCACUGCAGCAGAUGUGUUGAAAAUGAGCGGUGGCAGAAGUUCCGCGGAGGACAUAGUAAUUCUGUUGACUGAUGGACAGUCUAACCUCAAUUCCAGGGAUACCAUACCAUCAGCGGAAGCAUUGAAACAGAAAGGUGUUAAAGUUAUAACUAUUGGUAUUAAGAUUUCUGAUACGGACGAAAUUAAGGCUAUAGCUUCUAGUGAAAAGGAGGUUUUCAUAGCUAAAGACUUUCAAUCUCUUACAGACAUUAAACAGGAAAUAUCUGAAAAUUCAUGUCAAGGCAAUGGAAGUUAGUUUAGUGUGUAAUAGUUCUAUUUCUAACAUUUAAUGAAAUUUUUAUAACAUUUUUUAAUCUAUUGUGUAAAUUAAAAAUUCUACAGAGCUUGUGUUACUUGUAUUCAUAUAUGUUUAUAAUAAAUUGAGCAUCUACGCCUAUAUUUUUUGUCUAUCUAUCUAUUAAGAUUAUCAUUAACAUUGACAUGAUGUUCAAUUCUUUCUUUGGACUUAUCAAUUUUUUAUAUAGAAUUUGCUUAUCCAUUUGGAUUAAAAACAUGUAAAAAUCUGAUCAAAUUGAUUAUGAAUAAUAAAUAUGAAACACACACAGUACAACAAUCUGAAUUCAAGGGAACAGAUGCAGUUGACAAAAUAGAAAAAAAAACAGUUGUGCUCUGCUGCUAAGUCUAAUUUGUGGAUGGAGUUAUUGUAAUUAAUAUAAUGAAUGAAAUAAUUAUUAUUAGCGAUUACUAAAUAACCUUUGUUUGCUUAUAUACUAAUGAAGAAUAUAACAACCUGUUAACUCUUGUGUAAUGUUUAUUUUAAGGCUACAUUAAAUUCAUUUGUUGUUUUUAUCUUGCUGUAACCCUGAUGAAAAUAGGUGCAAGGGAGAAAAAAAAUUUCCAGAUUAAAAUAAUUAUUGGAUUUAUUUUUUUCGUUUUUUUCCUAGGAUUUUUCUUUUGAAUUAAAAAUGGCAGAAUGAUUUAGUGUGGCCUUAUAGAAAAUUUCAUCAUUUCACCUGUAUCUUUUCAUUAAACUGUGAUGUAUAAUUGUCAUGAAAUUAUAAUAUAUAUAAUGUUAUGCAUAUGCUUAUCAUCUACUUAAAUGAUAUAUUGAAUGGAAAGUAUUUAAUUUCAAAACCUUACUUAACUGAUUUUUUUUUUAAUUAGAACUUUUAAAAUUUGUACAUUAUCUCAGACUCCUAUCAAAAAUCUUUGGCAAUUUAUU
Messenger RNA from Mytilus californianus (California mussel), 17333 nucleotides. RefSeq lists its product as uncharacterized. NCBI's taxonomy places the organism in Eukaryota, Metazoa, Mollusca, Bivalvia, Mytilida, Mytilidae. Gene Ontology annotation, molecular function: calcium ion binding. Bases 24 to 16406 code for a protein of 5460 amino acids. The transcript is spliced from 62 exons. The record is from RefSeq and is a predicted model, not a curated record.